This is a messenger RNA of Durusdinium trenchii, 1428 nucleotides long. The record is from the annotation of a GenBank genome assembly. Lineage: Eukaryota; Dinophyceae; Suessiales; Symbiodiniaceae.
AUGCGCGAAACGUUUGAUGUCUGCAUUGUGGGUGCUGGGCCGGGUGGCUUGGCGGCGCUGUCCGCCAUGACCGAACCCUAUUCCCUGGACCAGCUCUCUCGAGAUCAAUGGAACCGCGUGGCGCAUGUGGACUUGAAGCACCGGAAGGAUCGGAUCCCUCCCAAAGUCUGCGUGGUGGACCCUGGAGGUUGGUUAAGUACCUGGCACGCGCGCUUCAAGGCUCUGCAGAUCCAAUGGUUGCGGUCACCUGUCGGAGCACAUCCGGAUAUCUUCGACAUGCACAGCUUGCUGGCCUUUGCCACGCGAACCGAGCGCUGUGAUGAGCUCCUGGACUCGGGCGCGGUGAAUGCAGACCUUCGAUCACUGCCAGAGGCGGGGCAAGGGCUUUGGAACCUUCCGUCCAACGAGCUCUUUGAGCAGUUUUGUGGAGAUCUGGCAGCUCGGCUUCCUCAUAGCUUCAUUCAUGGAGAGGUGACCAGUGUAGAAGGUGAUGAUGGAGACUUUACCGUCUUUCUCAAAGAUGGGCAGCCGAUCCUCGCGCAGACCGUAAUUCUGGCGCUGGGUGUGCCAGGGCCUGCCGCCUUUCCAGGCGCACUGGCACCAGUUCCUGAGCAUCUCAUGUUCCAUUCGGAUUUCGAAUGCGGUGCUCGUUUGCAGGAGCUUUCCGGCAAGAAGCGUGUCCUAGUGAUAGGGGGUGGCUUAACUGCAGUCCAAGUCGCACAGCUGGCUCUGAAGAAAGACUGCGAAGUGGUUCUCUUAAGCCGUCGCCCUCUGACCACGCGGCAUUUCGACAUCGGUGAGAGGUGGUUUGACCGGCGCCGUGCGAAUGUCCAUCAUUAUGAGUUCUUCCAGAAGCCAAUGGAAGAACGCUUGGAGCACAUUAAAGCCACCAGAGGUGGGGGUAGUGUGCCUCCCUUCUACAUGAAAGAGAUUCGGGAAGCAGAAGCCUCGGGACGUUUGGUAUGUAAACAGGGUGAAGUCCAGCUCUCCCACGUCUGGGCGGAGGCGGUGGAUGUCUUGAUCGAUGGCCAAGUGAAUCGCUUCGAUCUGAUCGUGAAUGCUUGCGGGCACCGUGCAGAUGGCCGACAUUUGCCCUUGGUGCGUGAGCUGCUGAGAACUGCCCCGACAGAGGUGGUCGGAGGCUUUCCAGUGUUGUCGCAAGACCUACAGUGGGGAGACUUCAAACAGCUCUUCGUCGUAGGGGCCUUGGCAUCCCUUCAAGUGGGGCCUGAUGCUGGCAAUCUCAUGGGCCUGAGGAGGGCGGUCCAGAUCGUGGCGAAUGCCCUGAGCCUGCGCGAUGUUCAUCGCCAGAGGCUUCGAACAGAGGCACACCGAGGUAGCCCUGCCUCAACACCGGACCAGAGAGCGCUGUUCUUGGGCACACCGACCAUCGACGCCGGAAAGGUCGACCAGGCGGACGUCACCUGA